Molecule: messenger RNA, 1629 nt
Organism: Paramecium pentaurelia
Lineage: Eukaryota; Ciliophora; Oligohymenophorea; Peniculida; Parameciidae
Source: the annotation of a GenBank genome assembly
AUGGGGGUUUGCACUAGUCACUCCUAAAAAUAAAGGAAAAUAAAAGAAGAAGAAAAAAACGAUACAAUCCAAUAAAACAAGAAUUCUAAUAAUGAUACUCUUAAAGCUAAUAUUGAAAAUGUAUAUAAACACUCAAAAUCACCUUCUAGUUAAUUAUCAUAAUAAGGCAACUAAAAAUAAAAAAUAGACAUGGGAAUGAUACUGGAUGUUGGAAGAAGAAAGAGAGGGAGUGUUUAAACUGAAAAGAAAUCUUAAUAUAGUCAAGAAAAAAGUGAAUAUUCCAAUAAAAAUAAGUCAAAUAAGAAAACUUUUAAAGUUAAUAUUGCUUUAAAAUAAGUACCACUUUAAUAAUGCUAUGAAAUAUUGAAUUAUAAGGAAUAAAAUGUUUAAUUAAGACAUUUAAUAACUAAAAAGCUAAGAAUUGGUACAUUAUAUGAAAAUAAUUCAUUAUCAAAAGAACUUGUUAAAUAAAUAUUAGAAUUGCAAUUAGUAAAAGUUAUCAUUAAAGUAGUUUCAUCCAAGAUUAUAAAAUAUCAUUGAAAUAUUAGAAUUUGAUAAUUAAAUUUUAAUUGUCAAGGAACAUUUUGAAAACAAAGAAUUAAUUGCAAGUUAAAUUGAAAAUUAAACUGAAAUUUUGAAGUAAAUAAUUGAAAUUAUAGAAUACUUACAUUAAAAAAAUAUAAUUCAUGGGUAUUUGAAUAUAAGUUCUUUUCGAAUAUGUAGUUAGACAGAAAAAAUUAAGUUGAUAGAUAUUGAAAAGAUCUUGUCUAAACCAAAACAUACAGAAGAAGAAAUCCAAUAUUUCUCACCUGAAGCAUGUAAUAAAGGAAAUAUUUAUACAAAAUAAAGAGAUUGUUGGGCAAUUGGAAUAAUAGGACUUGAAUUAUUUACAAACUAACACCUCUUUCAUGGAGAUAGUAUUGAAUCCAUUUAAUAAGAUAUUAUUUCUAAUCAUGAAAUAAUCAUUUAAACUGUAAUAAACUAAAUUAGUAAUAUUCAAUAUUCAGAGUUAUUAAAAUUAUUAUUGAGUUCAAAAUAAAAAAAUAGAUUAUCAUUACAAUCAGCUUCAUCACAUAUUUGUUUUCAAUCUAAAUAGGUCAUUAGUAAAAAGAGAAUAAAUCAGCUUAUUAAGAAAGUAUUUCAAUUAAAAAAGAAAUCAUGCAUUUAUUAAUGUUUAGCUUUAUUUAUUAUUAAAAAUAUAAAUAUUGAUUUUAAUGAAGAUAGAGAAAAUCAGUUAUUUUAUGAAAUGGAUGCAUCUAAUGAUGGUAAGGUGAGUAAAACUGAAUUAAUGGAGUUUAUGAAAAAGAAUAAAUUCACAGAAGAUGAAAUAAUAAGUUAAUUUCUUGAAAUUGAAAAAUAAAAUGAUGGAAUUUGUUUUGAUUAUAAUGAAUACAUUACAUCACUCUUUGAAACUUCUACAUGUUUAAUUGAAGAUUAACUCUAGGAUGCUUUUUCCUAAUUAUCAUAUAGUAAUUAGGGAAUAACUCUAGGGAAGAUGAUAUCUCUAUUUCCUCAUCGUGAAAAUUAAUUAAAAAUUGAGUUUAAUGAAUUCUAAGAUAAAAUUGUAAACAAAAAUAUAAAUAAUUUUAGAUUACUUAUCCUAUCUUUAAAUAAAUAAUGGGUCAAUGA